CUCCUCUCUCAGUCGCUCUCGCCGGGGGCCACCGCACCGAAGGCGUCCGCGCGACGAGCCAGACCAGUCGCUACGCAAGAUGGCUGUAUGUCGCUGACGGGAGGCCGACAAACCGGACGGGGGUACAGACAGCCCGCGGAUAAGCGGAACAUGCGGCUACGUGACCGUCGGGCCCGUCCCUAAAGAGAGAGACACUGGCCAAGAAGCGAGAAGGGAAUGUGUGACAUGUUCAUCCAAACACAGCAGACGAGUAGCGUCAACGGCAGCAGCAGCAGCAGCAGCAGCAGCAGCAGUAACAACACCGUUCACCACCCCAGUAAGAAGCGCAAGUUGGAUUACAACGUGAGCCAGCCGGUGAUCCAGCACGCAUUGGUCCAAUCGACCAGCGACUAUAACCAAUUGGACAAUACCGGUCUGCAGCAACGGUACUCCGUGAACGGUGCUAAUACCGCGUUUAGCUCGCUGCACAACAAUAAUGCGCUGCAGAAGAGUAGCCCGAACCAGCAGACCCUGGUACGAGCCUCGACGAUCAAGCUCUUAGACACGUACCAACGCUGUGGCCAGAAGAGAAAAACUUGGUCGAGGGAAGGUAAUGGUGACGGCCUGGCAGUUCACUCCGCCAACGCGAAUGUGGUCGGCAGUACUGUAGUGUCGCAGCACCAUACCCAACAGCAACAGCAGCUGCAGCAACAACAGCAGCAACAGCACAGCAAGCAGGCAAGCAUGACGGCGCAUAGCAAGCAAGUGGCCAACGCGGCCAACGGCGGUGGCAGCAGCAAUCCCCAGGGCGACGGGGACUAUCAUUUGGUGCAGCACGAAGUUCUCUACUCCAUGACCAACCAGUAUGAGGUCCUCGAAUUUCUCGGCAGAGGUACUUUCGGGCAGGUCGUAAAAUGUUGGAAAAAAGGGACAAGCGACAUAGUAGCCAUCAAAAUUCUAAAGAACCAUCCAUCGUAUGCGCGCCAAGGUCAGAUUGAGGUCUCCAUCCUGUCUCGACUUAGUCAGGAAAAUGCGGAUGAGUUCAAUUUCGUGCGCGCCUACGAGUGCUUCCAGCACAAGUCGCAUACCUGCUUGGUAUUCGAAAUGCUGGAGCAAAACCUCUACGAUUUCUUGAAGCAGAAUAAAUUUUCGCCCCUACCUCUCAAAUACAUCAGGCCCAUUCUCCAACAAGUAUUGACCGCGCUAUUGAAACUGAAGCAAUUAGGAUUGAUACAUGCCGAUUUGAAACCGGAGAACAUUAUGCUGGUGGAUCCGAUGCGUCAGCCCUAUCGAGUGAAAGUCAUUGAUUUCGGAUCAGCCUCGCACGUGUCCAAAGCCGUCUGUAACACCUAUCUUCAAUCACGAUACUACCGCGCGCCCGAGAUCAUACUGGGACUUCCGUAUUGUGAAGCGAUAGAUAUGUGGUCGCUCGGCUGUGUGGUUGCGGAGUUGUUUCUGGGAUGGCCUUUAUACCCGGGCAGUUCCGAGUACGAUCAGAUUCGAUAUAUAAGUCAAACGCAGGGCCUACCGACGGAGCAUAUGCUGAACAACGCCAGCAAAACAACAAAAUUCUUUUACCGGGACAUGGACAGUACAUAUCCGUUUUGGCGAUUAAAGACACCAGAAGAACACGAGGCAGAGACUGGUAUCAAAUCCAAGGAAGCGAGAAAAUAUAUUUUUAAUUGCCUUGACGAUAUCGGUCAGGUUAAUGUACCGACUGAUUUGGACGGCGGACAACUCUUGCCAGAGAAAGCGGACAGGCGGGAGUUUAUUGAUCUCUUGAAGAGAAUGCUUACAAUGGACCAGGAGCGCCGUAUUACACCCGGCGAGGCACUGAACCAUGCGUUUGUUACUCUGGCGCAUCUAGUCGACUACGCGCAUUGUAACAACGUUAAAGCUUCCGUCCAAAUGAUGGAGGUUUGCAGGCGCGCGGGAGACUUCACUGCGAGUCCUGCACAUCAUCAGGCUCCGCCGGCGCCUCAGCCACCUCCACCAACGUCUUUAGUAGCCAAUUUUGUACCGACUACUAAUGGCAGUGCGGUGACUCUCACCUUCAACAACCAACUGUCUAAUCAAGUGCAGCGAUUAGUCAGAGAGCAUCGCACCGCGCAAACAGGAUAUGACAAUCUGUACCAAAUAUAUAGUAACAGUAGUCGACGGGCAACACAAUAUAGCGGUUCGUCCAGCGGAUCCAACAGCGGACGAAGUGGCGUUCACGAUUUUCCGCAUCAACUGGUACCUGGCAUAUUGUGUCCACCACACGGCUAUCAGACUAUGCCAAGUCCUGCGAAGCACGUGGUUGUUGCUCAACGGUUUGUUUCACAGCCCCCGCAAGCGCAACAAGCACCUCUGCAGAUACAAUCGUCCAUUAUAUCGCAGCAAGCUGUGGCCGCGGCGGCUGUAGCUGCCCAGCAGCAAUACGCUGCAGUUCCCGUGUCUAUGGUCGAGACUGGUCGGCAAAUGUUGCUUACCAAUGCUGUACAGACAUCUUGGCCCGGUGGAAGUCGUCAGAUGGCAGCAAUCGUACCAUCUGCGUGGCAGCAGUUGCCACCACAACAUAUUCAACAACCGCUGCUCAGCGAUACCGGGGAUUGGGGAAGGCCUCUCAUCGUCGACAGUUCUGCUAUUCUACAGAGGCCGGUAUUUCCUGUCACGGAAGUUUACAAUGCUAGCGCACUCGUCGAGCAUCCGUCGCAGAGCUGGGGCAAGCGCACCGUCACCAAACAUCAUCAGCAUCAUGUGACGGUACCUCAGCAGACUCAGCAUAGACAUGAACAUAAGAAAGAGACGCAGCAACUGAGUCCAGUGAAGAAACGAGUCAAGGAGAGCACGCCGCCAAGUAGCAUGCGACGACACUCGCCGAGCAGCCACUGGCAGGAGCAAUCGGUGCAAUCUCAUCAUCACAGUAGCAAACAUAGUAGUAGUCAUAACGUGGAGCAUCAGCCAGUCGCAUCCGUGCGACAGCAGACCAUCACGAUUGAUGACACGCCUUCGCCAGCCGUUUCCGUUAUCACGAUUAGUGAUAGUGAAGAUGAGGCACCUGGAAAAUGCUGUGGAGACCGUCAGUGCAGCGCCUGUCAAAGUUUGGCAACUCGCCUGUCGGGCGACGGACGUCCUGUCCGUGAAGAAGUCAUACGAAGCACUCAAUCGACGCCGCGCGUUGUACAGCCGAUGCAACACUCAACGCACGCGAACAGUCAGCAGCACGGGCAUGUGACGCAUAGCAGCUCGUCGUCACAUCGAACGCAACGCAAGAAUGUCAUUAGCUGUGUCACUGUUGGCGACAGCGACGGCGAAGCCAGCCCAAGCCGCACGCAUGCCCAUUUAUAUCUGCCGCAACACUCGCAGCAUCAGCAGACCACGCAGUUAAUUAAACACGAGCCGCAACAACAACAUCAUAUUAGCAGUAGCUCGGGAUAUUCCUCUCAGUCACAAAAGAAGCGGCUGUUGGCGAAGGUGCAAUCUGAAUGUAACAUGGUGAACGUUGCAACAAAGCCAGAGCCCGGUGUCGAGUACCUUGCUCCACAUCCGUGUCACGCGCCAGCUUGCAAAGAGCCACCGACCUAUCAGUAUGUGACUACGAGUAGUGCGCAUCCUCACCUCCAAGAGCAGCAUAUCGUGUACACGACCGGCACGGACAAACGAGUGUCCUGGCCUGGGAAGCGAGCCGAGUACAAGCAUGAAUAUGUUCAACCACCGGCUGCUCACUCGAGAGACCAUCAGAAGUGGGUGGUGGCCAAUCCUGUGCAUCAAUAUAGGCAGAGCCAGGUAGUAGGUACGGCAGCCCAUCCGGGUCAUACCCACAGUCAUCACGGGCAUCCGGCUCAUCUGAGUCCCGGCGGCAGUGGCGGUGGUAGGAGUCCCGCCGGCGGGCCUGUGAUAGGAAGUGCCCAGCACCUGGGACAGCCCCUCUACCAGGAAUACGCUCACGUGCGCUCGAGAGCCCACGCGGUGCCGCCUCCUGUGUACGUUACUGCGGCACCAUCGCAGGCUGCUACCGCUAUCCAGCAGCAACAAGUGCCCACGUAUCAGGGAUUCACACCCGGCUCGUCUCCAUUAACGUUAUAUGAUUCUAGUCGAGCGUUGCCACCGCCAGCUCAUCACAGCUCGGCCAGACCGUUACUGGCGAGUCACGCAGCACAUCCGUUGCCUGCGCAUAUGCAGCCUACAGCCGUUUACGGAUUGGCCCCGCUUUCGCCAGCCAAACACCAAUACCAACCUUCCAGUUUAUGGUUUACUGAAUAAAUUAUUCCCGUCGAGCCGUGGAUAAGAGUUGUGUACGAACAAAUAACUAACGAGUAAUUGUACGAUUUUCUGGGAACUUACGAGCCGCUCGUGCCAAUUCAGCGAACGUGUAAUCGAAUCAAAUGGAACGAUGAAAGUAAGGUGUCGUGCAGAUUUUCCUCGUUUUCGUGCGCUUGGCUAAUAAAGUGAGCGGGUAGGGAGCGUCCGAACCGCUGCGAUUUUGCGAAUAUGAUCAGUGGCACGAAAUACACACAACACAUACAUUCACGAUCGAACGAGUUUGCCGAAAAGAGCACAGAGAGCAGGGGUGCAUUAAGGCAAACAAAUUUUGACAAUCCGUCCUAUAUGUAAGCAGCGACCACUCCCUUCCGACCGCUCUCGUAGGAAACGAGACACGAGAUCACGGUCAGUGUAACUAGAUCUCUUUGUAUAUGUUUGUUACGUCUCUUGUGUAUCUGAAACAAUUCCAUCGUCUUACUGUGACGAUUUCAUAAGAAGGAAAGAAAUCGAAGGAGAAAGACUCCUACUUUGACACGCGAUUGUACGUGAACGGGGUACCGAUCGUGUACCGAACUUUCCCCAGGACGGAAAUGUGAAAAGUGAAAAUUUUUAUCAUUGAAAUUAUUGGAGAAAUUUUUCACGUUUCGCCCUAUCAAACACAUAUAUUAUACGAUUGGUAUCCUGAUUUCUCAAGUAGGCUACGUUCAGGGAGCGUGCUAUCAGCGCUGUUGCAUCACAUUUUAUUCUUAUUUCUAACGAGCAUAAAAAUAGGAUGAGCUCAAUAAUCCUGAUAGCGCGCUCCCGAACGAAGUCUCUCAUCUGGCACAUUUCUUUUUCCUUUUUUUUUCUUAAUUCAAAGAGACACAUGUAUCUCGAUGUACGCGGCAUGCUUUAAAUUUCGUAAGUUUCCAGAGACACCGAAGUUUUAUUACGGAAACGGUAGAGUUUAUAAGGACAUUGUACAGACCAAAAUUUUCUAUCGAAUUGUCCCGAUCUGCUUAAGGCCCAUACGUAUGGUUUCUCUCUCUCUCUCUAUUGUACAUACAUAUAUAUACAUAUAUCUAUAUAUAUAUAUGGAACUGAUAUGUGACUUAAACAGAUCGGGAACAUUAAUAUCGACGAUAGACGAUAUACGCAUGUAGUGGCAAUGUCGGGUCCACGUGCGCGUGGAAACUGUUAUUAACGAAACAUCCUUCAUAUGCGAUUUACAAUAGCGAUUUAAUUUAACCGCGUAGUGAGUCUGCAUUUCUUUAUGAUAUGUCGCAGGACAUAUCGCGCGCGAGUAUCUUGUUUUUAAUGCUCCUUAACAAAAUCAUUUUAGCGAAUUUAGGUUUCCCUUUUCCGUUGUUGUAGUAGUGUUCCUUUUUUUCUGUUCUUGCUCGUGGAAUUUUUCGAUUACAUUAAGAAUAUCGCUAAGGGAUGUAACGCUCUAUCUUUUACGAUAUUUUAUUCAUAACGGGCACUCAAGACUAACGAGGUAGCCACAUUAUUCUUUGUAGUUUGUAGCGUGUUAUUCAAGUAUACGUUAAUACACCGUACACACAUGUACACACACACGCGCGUGCGCGCGUGCCCGUGUACACGUAUACACGUACAUACGGCCACACGUAACAUUAUUUAGUUGUAUCGCAUAUUCCAAACUUCUUCGAGUAGGAUUAUUCGGGUUGUCGUAGGUAUAGGAGUAUACUCGUCAGAAAUAAGAAAGGAAUUUAGAAUUCGUGUCACGAAUUUAUUAAGGUGAUUGCACGACAUCCGAAUCGACAAAAAGCUUUGACGUGCCUUUUUUGGAACAGUCUCAUUAUUUAUUAUUCUUAGAUUAUUACUUUACAUCAUCGUCGAACUCAUCUUAUCAUUUUCAUCGCCAUCGUACUCGUUAUCAUCCCCAUUAUCAUUGUCAUUAGCUAGCCAUCAUUGUUCUUAUGUCUAAUAUAUUUCGUUCUAAAUUGUAUAAAUAACGUAUUACACAGAGAGGGCAAGCAUGCCUUAAGCUUUGAAACGCGAAAUUAUUAUUAAAAUUUCGAAAUAUUCAUAAAUUGUAUAUAAGUUUAACGACCUCAUGUGAAUAUAUAUAUAUUUUUUUUGCAUUAACGCUUUGCAUUUUGGCAAGAGAAACAUGUACGAAUCAAGAAUUACACUGCAUAAAUCGAUGAAAAAGAGAAAAAAGAAAUGAGAGCAAAUGAUGGUUUCUGUUUUCAGAGUACAGAGUAGAGUGAUCUCUUCCUGAAUGCUGGGGAGGGAAAGAGAGACAAGGAAAAGCAUUCUGUGAAAGAAAUGUAUGCCAAACAGCAAUAAAGUAUCAUAAUGGGUCUUACGAUAAAGAAUUUCUCGCGGAUAUCACAAACUCGCAUAUUUCAUUUUUCCGCGUAUAUAGAUGUAAUAAUAAUGAUACGUGGGAGGGAUGGGAGGGAGCGCAAUUCUAUUUAUAAAUAGUUUUCAUAAAACGAGGUUUUGCAAUUUACAUUUUUCUCGUUCAAUCAUGUUCUUCCUUAUUGCAUUUUCUGAACUACAAUCGACAUCUUACACAUCAAUGAUUUUUUCACACUAUCAUUCUCAGGCGGUAUAUGAUAGACGCGGUACGCACGUCAUUUUUUCAGGUACCGGCGUCGUUAUACGCAACUGCUAAUAUAUGUAUUUCGUGAUUUAAUGGAAAUAACGCUUAUAGGCAUUGUUUCGCUAAUUCUAUUAAUAUAAAUGUAUAGAAAGUUUGUAACGGUAAUAUUCGGCGUAUAUGGGAUUCAUUGCGGUAUGUUGUUUAGAGAGUGAUUCACGUCCAGAGUUUAAUUAGAGAUAUUUUACACGUAGAAUGUGAGUGGAAGGGAGAGCGAAAGCGUAAAAGCGAGAAAGAGAGUGAGUGAGUGAGUGAGAGAGAGAGAGAGAGAGAGGAGAAAAUUAUAGAACAUAGAUAUAUAAAGAUAUACAAGUGUAGUGUAGGUGUAAUGGAGUUUUAAACAUGUUACCGGUAUCAAUGAGAAGAGAGCCCUUUACGCGAUACAAUAAGUAAGCGACAAACGAUAUACAGCUGCAAUUUAACUAUAUUUAACUUAUAGAGCAGGGCCGUUACGGCUAUCGGGUCCAUGAUAGCCUCGCAAAUCUCUCGAGUGCCUUUAUAUCGAGAGGCAUCAGACGAAUCGACGUAAUCUAACGAUGCCGAACUUGCUUCGGCAAAAGCAAAACCCUAUAGACUUCUUCGUUUCUUCUUCUUCACUUCUUCUUCUUUUCUACAGUUACGCAGUUUAACUCCCCUUGUCUUAAGAUUGAGCGAUUUGCCCUUUCGUAUACGCAAUUAAUAUGUUUGUACACAUUGUACACGGAAGAAACAAACAAAAAAAAAGAAAUAUUUAACCAACUCGAUGUGCCUGUUUAACGAAUAAUCGUAUUUACACUGGGUAAUUAUAACUUGUAAUGGGGAAAAAAAGAAAGGGAUAGGUAGAGAGGGAAGUCCGUUCUUCUUUUUCUUCGACAUAGACUGAGCGCGCUAUGACGUAUCAGUAUGAAGCAUCGCAAUCAUCAUAAUCGAUUUGCUACGUGUUUGGUAUCCACUUCUCUCGGUUUCUCGGCAUAACGGAUCGGUCCGCGCCCGAAUUGUACAUAUACAUACAUUAACAUUACAUACAUGCUUCCACGUAUGACAGUAGAGAUACUCGCGUCGCAUUAUAAAAAU
Wasmannia auropunctata (little fire ant) is the source of this 7885-nucleotide messenger RNA. It is a transcript of the gene Hipk, whose product is annotated as homeodomain-interacting protein kinase 2. Gene Ontology annotation, molecular function: ATP binding; protein serine/threonine kinase activity; protein tyrosine kinase activity. Gene Ontology annotation, biological process: peptidyl-serine phosphorylation; peptidyl-threonine phosphorylation. Bases 217 to 4224 code for a protein of 1335 amino acids. Gene Ontology annotation, cellular component: cytoplasm; nucleus. The record is from RefSeq and is a predicted model, not a curated record. The transcript has 18 exons. Lineage: Eukaryota; Metazoa; Arthropoda; Insecta; Hymenoptera; Formicidae.